AUGAUCUUUCAAGGAAAAAAAUCCAUUGAAAGAAUUUUCAAAGUGCUGUCUUCAUUUGGAGAAAAGAAGAAGGCAGCGAGAGCCGGGCGCCACCGGCACAACAAAAAGAGCAAAGUGUGUGAUCCUCCUCGCCGGCUGCCUCCCUCUCUCCAGAGCUGCCUUCCUGAAUGGCUGGCUGCGUCCGGCCCUGGACCUGGCCCCCCGACACCAGCGCUCCCUGAUCACCGCCGGCAGCCUCACCCCGCGCCCCGCUCGGCUCACCGCGCUUCUCUCAAUCCCGAGCCCAGCGAGCGCUCCCGCCGGGACAGCAGCGGCGGCGCGGGCAGCCCUGACCCGGCGCCCGCUACCCCCGGCACGGCAGGGGACAAGGGCCAGGGCCCGCCCGGCUCUGGCCAGAGCCAGCAGCAUAUCGAGUGCGUGGUGUGCGGGGACAAGUCGAGCGGCAAGCACUACGGCCAAUUCACCUGCGAGGGCUGCAAAAGUUUCUUCAAGAGGAGCGUCCGCAGGAACUUAACUUACACAUGCCGUGCCAACAGGAACUGUCCCAUCGACCAGCACCACCGCAACCAGUGCCAAUACUGCCGCCUCAAGAAGUGCCUCAAAGUGGGCAUGAGGCGGGAAGCCGUUUACACAGGAAGAAUGCCUUCAACCCAACCCAAUCCAGGCCAGUACGCACUCACCAACGGGGACCCCCUCAACGGCCACUGUUACCUGUCCGGCUACAUCUCGCUGCUGCUGCGCGCGGAGCCCUACCCCACGUCGCGCUACGGCAGCCAAUGCAUGCAGCCCAACAACAUCAUGGGCAUCGAGAACAUCUGCGAGCUGGCCGCGCGCCUGCUCUUCAGCGCCGUCGAGUGGGCCCGCAACAUCCCCUUCUUCCCGGAUCUGCAGAUCACCGACCAGGUGUCCCUGCUACGCCUCACCUGGAGCGAGCUGUUCGUGCUCAACGCGGCCCAAUGCUCCAUGCCGCUGCACGUGGCGCCGCUGCUGGCCGCCGCCGGCCUGCACGCCUCGCCCAUGUCCGCCGACCGCGUCGUGGCCUUCAUGGACCACAUCCGCAUCUUCCAGGAGCAGGUGGAGAAGCUCAAGGCGCUGCACGUCGACUCGGCCGAGUACAGCUGCCUCAAAGCCAUCGUGCUGUUCACGUCAGAUGCCUGUGGCCUGUCGGAUGCCGCCCACAUCGAGAGCCUGCAGGAGAAGUCUCAGUGUGCACUGGAGGAGUAUGUGAGGAGCCAGUACCCUAACCAGCCCAGCCGCUUCGGCAAACUGCUACUGCGAUUGCCCUCUCUGCGCACCGUGUCCUCUUCAGUCAUCGAGCAGCUGUUCUUCGUCCGUUUGGUAGGUAAAACCCCCAUCGAAACUCUCAUCCGUGAUAUGUUACUGUCUGGGAGCAGCUUCAACUGGCCUUACAUGUCUAUCCAGUGCUCCUAGACCUUGGGCACUUCCCACCUGCCCCCACCUCCCUAGAGACUCAGAGGACCGGCAGGCCAUGGACUCCAAAGCCUGGGGGACACCGGGCAGCUGAUGCAGGGUGCAGCGGGCUGGGCAGGCUGGGCAGGGGGGAGGAGGGCCGGGUCAGCAGAAGCAGCCCACUCUGCAGAAAUGCAACCUGAGCUGCAAACCAGGAGAAAAAGAGACUCUUUUAGGAUCAGAUCUGUGAACACAUUGGAAAGGAAAGAAAAAAGACCUUGUGUCUGGUGAGAAAAAGAAAACAAUCUUUGGAAGAGAGGACCAUGAGAAUUUUAAUAAAACAGAAGGAGACUAAUGGACCUUCCAGGAUUUAUUGUGGACGGAUGUGGAUAUAUUCUGUACAGAAAACAACACAUGGAAGUGGACUGACUCCUAUGUAGAAAGACACACAUACACACACACGCACCCCAAACAUUGUUAUUCAUUUUGUAAGAUACUAGUCUUUAUUUUCAUUUUUUGUAAAAUUUAAACAUCGUAUGCACAUAAAAAAGGAAACAAGAAUUAGGGGAAAAUAACAUUUUCCAAAUAAUUAUAAAAAAUUGUCCUGUGUCUAUGUAUCUAUAUCUGUUUUGUAUUUUUUUCUGGUUCCAAACCAGAUUUCCUGUGAUUCUAUACUAAUAAUUUUUGAUAUAACCCUUUGCUUCUUAUAAUGAGUGCGAUAUAUGUUGUCAAGGCUGUUCUUCAAGAAUUAAAAUUGAAGUGAAAAUUUAAACAAAAAUAAAAGAAUUUAGCAAAACC
Messenger RNA from Pteropus alecto (black flying fox), 2208 nucleotides. RefSeq names its product nuclear receptor subfamily 2 group F member 1 (gene NR2F1). Lineage: Eukaryota; Metazoa; Chordata; Mammalia; Chiroptera; Pteropodidae. Gene Ontology annotation, molecular function: RNA polymerase II cis-regulatory region sequence-specific DNA binding; nuclear receptor activity; zinc ion binding. Gene Ontology annotation, biological process: cell differentiation; positive regulation of transcription by RNA polymerase II; anatomical structure development. The transcript is spliced from 6 exons. The record is from RefSeq and is a predicted model, not a curated record. Bases 1 to 1431 code for a protein of 476 amino acids.